Molecule: messenger RNA, 1098 nt
Organism: Colletotrichum destructivum
Lineage: Eukaryota; Fungi; Ascomycota; Sordariomycetes; Glomerellales; Glomerellaceae
Exons: 2
Coding region: 1-1098 (365 amino acids)
Source: RefSeq, a predicted model, not a curated record
AUGUUAACCAAACUGCUAUACUGUAUCUCCGAUGGGCUACCACGGCGGUUCAACACUACCAUACCCAUUUCUUCUCCACCAAAGAUCCCGAAUUCGUCGACAGCGUUCAGUCUCAACAGACACAAGAUGGAAUGCUAUUAUCCGAGUCCGGCCCUGCCGGUCGUCCCUAAAUGUCGCCUACUACCUUUGGAACUUCUAAAACAGAAGGCCUAUGCAAUCGGACGCCAUGUCGAGAUUUACGUCAAAUGUGACCGGUGCGACAGAAGCAUAAUAGCACCCGUGUCAUGCAAUUGGGUCCUUAGGAUGAGCGAGGACAAGGUCUGGUUUCCGGGGCCGGUGACGACCAUGAUCCGAGUCUCCCCUCAGCUGUGUCCCGGAUACAACGACGGUAGCUGCAUCGCCAUGAGAACCCCCGAGUACAUUCUGACCUGGGUGAAACUGAAAUCGAUUCCCGGCGUACUCAAGACGGACAAGGAAUGGUUAGAGCUUCGAUACCCGCCAGCGGAGGGAUAUUCCGCACCGCCCCAAUGGCAGGACAGACUGAAGCGUGCAACAAAGUUGAUGCCCAAUUUAACGCCCCCCUAUACCCGCUACCUCUGCUGGAGGUUCGCCUGGCAUCUCUUCUGGCACCACAAAGGCAUGAGGCACAAGGACGCCCCCCUCGAGAGGAUGUGGGGCAACGUCGCGGCGGACGUCCUGCUGUGGCAUUUCCAGCUUCUCGGGGAUGCGGACCUCGAAGCCUUGUAUUGCACGAGUGUAAGGAGCCUCGUCGGGUUGCUCGUUUGUCAAUGGGACUGCGGCAUCACCAUUCUCGAGAUGUUCUAUGCCGUAAGACGAGACCUCGACAAGCCCUGCUUCAACCCGCUCAAGUCGGCCGUCCAGCGGGCCGACACGGCCAUGCGCAAGUACAUCACGGCCCAUGUCGCUAGAGUCGGCCACAAAGAGCAAGAAUAUCGACGGUGGAUGGUUAGCGAUGCCUUUCUGGCCAUUGAAGACAGAUUGCGAGAGCAUAUGGGCGAAGAAGAGCAUUUGUUUCUUACCGAGCGGUGGUCCCCCCCUUUGCCACUCCUGGGCGAGGAUUUCGGACUCUUCUCAUAG